UACAUGUACACGCGUUGAGGAUGUACAAGUAUCGCAAGGAUACAUACUGGAUUCAUGCGAGUGUCGAGACUUUCGUUCGUGUGCUCUCAGUAUAUUACCACUUUACAACUCGGAGCUUAUUCGCUGCUGACUCGUUGCCGUUUGUUCGUCUUCGACGGCGAACGAAAGCACCUCCUCUUCCUACCCGUCUCCCUUGCAACGCUGGACGAGACCAGUUCGUCAGUAAACUUGGUCUCCUCCAGCGAGGCAAAUCGAGUGGAAGCGAUCCGAUGUUGUGGAGCUGCAAAGUGGCAUGGAACCGUUGAUAUCCGGGUGUCCAUUUCGGAAAAUAUCUCGCCGCUGGCCUCGUCCAGAAGGAGGACGGUCAUCUCGCACGGGCACGACACGCCAAACGGAUCCCCAAUGAUUGUCUUCUCAAGCGUAAGGCUCACCAUGACGCGAACGUAGUGACCGCCGACGGGAGCGUAUGCGAUGUUGGCACGGGGCCACGAUCGGAUGUGUUGUGGCAGCACCGCAGUCGAUUGCAAGCGGCGAACGACAAACCUGCCGGCGAACUCCUUCGGGAACUGCCAGCGGCAAAUGGGGCACGUGCUCUGGAGUUGCAGCCACGAAUGAAUGCAGCGGUGGUGAAAACCGUGGCCACAGGGGAGCUGGACGCUGCUAUUCUUCGAACGACGCAUGCCGGUACUGUCGUCGGCAUACUCGUCACCAGAGUCCAUGCAUAUUACGCAGCCCUCGGAUAAGCAAUAACCUGCUUCAACCUGCCACUUUUUGUCGAAGCGUUCCAGCAUCGAGGUGUCGACGGGUGAGACCUUCUCGAGCCGGGGUCCGAUAUGCCUGGUCAUAAAGGCUGCCCAAGUCUGCGAGCGCAGCAGGCGCAGAACGUCCCCUAGAACUGUAUCUAGCGGCGUGCAGUAGUGAACCUCCAGGCGCACCGCCACCUCCAUUCGUUGCCGUGUUGCCUGGUCCGAGAUUUGCUUUCUCGAGCUACAGGUCUGAGCGAAUGAGCGAGCGAAAAGGAGAAAUGAGCAGAAUGCGGCCGUUCAUGGUAAGGCAGUGGCGCGUAGGCAACCCCAGCUCCGAAUUUUUUUCCCCUGGGACGUGACUACCGGCGAACUGCCCGUGUAAUGCGCAUUACCACUGCUCGACGUCGCAGCGAUGUUCAAAUGAGUAAUGGCACGUAAUGUCAUCUGCAGAGGCGAGCUCAGCCGAGCACUAACGCGCCGACCAGCAAGGGCACAAGUCUGCUUGGUGGAAAUCACUGAGAUGACUCAGCCUGCAACCACCUCCCGUACUAUUAGAAGUAUCGUUUUAGCCGGCUUCGGUAACGAGGCACGUGUUGCUGCAGCUGCUGGAUGAGAAGGGCCCUUCUCUGUAGGAUCAUUUUAUAAUCGACACAGGCGAUCUGAUCUCUCCGCCGUGGCUCAGCAAGCCAUCUCUGCACCGGCUUAGCCGUCUUCUGAUGAAAGCGACUACGGCAACGGGUGCAAGUUGCACUGUCCGAGACUCGGCCAGCUCAAGUCGCGAUCUUCGCCCACGCUUGCAUCAAGCAGUUCUGGAAGGGUCCCACUACGAUCAUUACUCACGCGCAGGCGAGAUUAAACAACCGCCCGUUGCCUGGAGCGAAGCGAGCUCAACUCAAAUGCCAGCGGCGCGCUGUCACCGGAGACCACCUUUCUAGCGAGCCAAAUACGAGCCAAGUUGCGGCAGGUGCACGCCGUGGAAGAAUUGAAAUGGCUGCGCUCGCGCGCGCUCGAACAGGACCGCGAUGACAAGUUCAGGUUGAAGUUUGCUGCCUGGCGGGCGUCAUCUCAGCGGCUGCUUGGCACCGCUGCUGUCUGAGAUCAGCGCCAAACGGAGUACGGUGUGACUGAGUAUCUCCGUCCUUCAUGUACGGCAGCUUUGGAGACGCUCAACCUCAGGGUCCUGGUGUCGAGCAGCGACUCUCACGUUACCACACUGGUGCCGGCCGGCAGUGUUUUGCUGCAGGCGGAUUCAUCCGGCGUAGAAAACAAUCAUUCCAUCAGGUUCGUACAGCAGCUGUCGGCGUCGUUUUCGAGCCGUCCGGCAGCUACAUGUACCGUAGCGAUAGCAAACCGCCACCACCGCUGGCUGCGAUGGUCAUGAGAGCUACUCGACGCUAGAUAGCCCUGGACGGCUCAGCUCUCAGUCUAUGAUAAGCGCCGUGAGAAGAGCAACGAGUGCUGUGGCCCUCACGAGUGCCGAUAACCUGGUCCCACUCUCCUGCGCGGGUUUAAAACCCGUUCUUUCGAAACUGCUCGACCCGUCCGUCUAUGGUCGAGCAGGAAAAAGCGCCAGCCCAGCGCUCUCUCGUCUGCCGCCUUGGUCGCGCGAUGGCUGCCUAUCGCUCACUUUUGCUUUUCCAGAGGAGCAGCAGAGACCUUUUGCGCCGCCGCACAUAUUCGCUGGUCGACGUCAUCUCUCCAUAACAGGAAUCAGUCUCUGCUCGUUUGCAGAUCACACCACAGCAACCACGAGCGAGCCACAGCCGGACGCGACCCUCCCCAUGGACAUCACGGUGCGCGUCGAAGUCCAGUACCAUGCUCCGGCAAACGCCGUCAUUCGCGAUGUUCUCGAGAUGUUCCGAUCCACGACCUGGGUGCGCUUCAUGAUGCGAUACGUCUCGCCGCGUCUCAAGAGCUCGUCGCCCGCGGACCAGGCCAUCCUGGACCAACUCGAGAGCCAAGAGGCAGCCGAGGUGCACGAGGGUGAGGAGUGUGUGAUCUGCAUGAGUGAGAACCCGUGCGACGGCCACGUAGCGCUGCCGUGCGGCCACUCAUUCCACUACCCGUGCAUUUCGUCGUGGCUGCAGAGCCACAGCACGUGCCCCGUGUGCCGCUUCCAGUUCCCCAAGGCCUUCACGGGCAAAUACGCCGUGCAGAAGCUCAAGUCGUCCAUGGUGCUGUCCGAGGAGCAAGGUAAAAUGCCGCGCGCUGAGCUGCUCGCGCUGGACAUCGGCAAGCAGAUCGUCCGUGCCGUAGUGAGUGUCACACUCGUCAGGGUCGCGGCUGAGGGAGACGACGAGGAAUUCCCUUGCGAACUCAGCGCAUGGAUGCUUGACCCCUCGACGGGAGAGACUUUCUCCGAGUUGGAUUGUAUAUGAUGCGCCGCGCACCACCAGCAGUUAGACAGAGGCAAACUAUCACAACAAACCUAGGAGCACGACGACGACAGCCACUGCUCGACACAUUCCCCCUCAGCGAAAGGAGGGACAACAUAGGUAUUUAUCAGAGGAAGGAAGCGAAGAUUGAACAAAUGAAACACACAAUUGUAACACACAUUGAACAGUUUUUGGAUUUGGAUCG
This is a messenger RNA of Phytophthora nicotianae INRA-310, 3326 nucleotides long. RefSeq lists its product as hypothetical. The transcript has a single exon. Bases 2174 to 3124 code for a protein of 316 amino acids. The record is from RefSeq and is a predicted model, not a curated record. NCBI's taxonomy places the organism in Eukaryota, Oomycota, Peronosporomycetes, Peronosporales, Peronosporaceae.